Ostrinia nubilalis (European corn borer) is the source of this 4802-nucleotide messenger RNA. RefSeq names its product chaoptin. The coding region runs from base 346 to 4320 and encodes 1324 amino acids. The record is from RefSeq and is a predicted model, not a curated record. Lineage: Eukaryota; Metazoa; Arthropoda; Insecta; Lepidoptera; Crambidae. Gene Ontology annotation, molecular function: protein binding. The transcript has 9 exons.
GUUGGUUUGACGCGUCGUUGCAUGCGCGCGCGUUCUAACAACAUUCUUAACUCAAAUUCGAAAAUCGAACGCCGAACUUAUCUGUGAAAAACAGUGCAGUGAAAAUCCUAAAGUUAAAUUGUGAUUUGUGAAAUGCUCCCAAUUAUGGAAAUUCCAUGUUUGAAUAUCAACAAGGUGAUUUUUUAACGUGCCCGAGCGCUAAAGUGGAAGUUUGUAUGAAUUAUUGAAGAAGAAACACUUCGCUGACUUGAGGAAACGGCAUCAAAGGUAUGAGCGAAAAGUAGUAAGAGUGGAGUUGUGGUGUCAUGGUAGAUCAAUCUCACGGUCUCUAACACAAAGAUCACCAUGUGGCUGUUUCUCCUGCUCUUCAUGGUGCCAGUGCUUGGGCAGCAGCCGUGGGUUCCGUGCUCAGAGCUGAACGAUGACCUUCGGUACCCCUGCCGGUGUCGGGUUCAGGUGGAUAGGACCCUACAGCUGAGGAUCCUGAUGAACUGUGACCGGGUGGUCUUCCCUGGAGACUUCCCACCUCUGCCUUAUGGAGCCCCGAUCAUAUCCUUCAGCCAGCGGUGGUCUGGGCAACAGGCCUUGCCUACACAGAUCUUCUCAUCCUACGGGAUACCCUUAAAGGAGCUGGACUUUUCCUUCAACAGUCUCCGGCGUCUCCCAGACCGACUCCUCGCUGGCAUCCGAGGAAACAUCAGCAGACUGGUCUUCGCUGACAAUCUUCUUGGAGACAACCUGAACCCCAUAUUCUCGACGGCAGAACUCCACAACCUGCCCGCUUUGGAAGAGUUGGAUCUGAGCGGGAAUAACAUCAGGGGAAUCGAAGAAGGACUGCUCAUUGGGUGUGAUGUUCUGAAGAUAUUACGCUUGGAUCGAAAUAAUAUGAAUUCUGUACCUUCUUCAUCACUAAACGGACCUCAAUCGUUGAGAAUUAUUUCGCUGAGAGAAAACAGAAUAGCAACAAUCCGGCAAGCAUCAUUCAUCGCUCAGAAGACUUUGGAAGAAAUCGACUUACACGGAAACAUGAUAUCGACCAUCGAAGGGGGCGCCUUCAUUGGCCUCAGCGAGCUUCAAACCCUGGACCUAGGCCGCAAUAGGCUAAACAAAUUCAACAGCGACGUGUUCCAAGGGACUGAGAAUCUGGAGAAGCUGGAUCUGUCAGAGAACUUUAUUACAGAUUUUCCAACUGUGGCUAUUAAGUCGUUCGCAGCGCUGAGACAUCUGAAUCUGUCUAGCAACAUGAUUUCGAACAUCGACAAUAGCCACCUCAGUUCCCUGGUCUCCCUGCAAGUGCUGGACCUCAGCAGGAACAACCUGGUGAAGCUGUCUCCUGGCACUUUUGUGGGACUCACAGAACUACGAUAUUUGGACGUUGGCGUCAAUUCUUUACGUACUGUCGAGGACGACGCGUUCGACGGUUUAACAAGCCUGCAAACUUUGCUGCUCCGAGACAACAAUAUCCUUCUUAUUCCCGCCACUGCACUCUCGCGACUGCCGAACUUAGUUUCUGUACACUUAGGUUUUAACAGAGUCACUGCUUUAUCUAGUGACAUACUCCGAGCAGUCUCCGACAGAGUUACAUCCUUGGUUUUGUCCAGAAAUGUUAUCAGGGAACUACCGCCCGCAGCGUUCGAUCACUUCAAAAUGCUCCAACACCUAGAUCUAUCAGGCAACUUAUUAAAUUCCAUAUCGGCAGAGGUAUUCAGCGGCUUGGAAUCUUCGCUGCAAUUCCUGUCUUUGAGCCAAAACAGAAUUUUAGGCUUCACCGGUCAGCAGCUCAAGUUUGUAGGGCUGUGGUUCUUGGAUAUAUCCGGGAAUCAACUGUCAGAAAUCCCAGCAAAUGCUUUCGAGUUUAUCCCGAGCUUAACUCAUCUGAACAUGAGCCGAAAUGCCCACAUCAGUGUUUUGCCUCAAAGCGUCUUCAAUCAUAAUCAAGGCUUAUUGAGCGUGGAUAUAAGUCACGUCGGAUUAAAGGCUCUCCCCGUUAAUUUAUUCAUGAAAACACCUAAUUUGGAAUACGUUGAUUUAUCAAACAAUCUUCUUCAAGAGGUAUCAGAAAAUACUUUCAAAAAUCUACGAAACUUGACCUAUUUAGACUUAUCCUACAAUAAUAUAGUCAACAUCAGAACGCCGGCUUUUGUAAACGUAAUGUCUAUUCGGUAUUUGUCUCUCAAAGGGAAUCAAUUAAACGCUUUCAAGGGAGAGUUCUUCAACACUGGGACGAGUUUGGAAGUUAUAGAUCUUUCGGAUAACCAGCUAAGUUAUCUAUUCCCAUCUUCAUUUAAAAUCCAUCCCCGUUUACGCGAAAUUAUACUUACGAACAAUAAAUUUAAUUUCUUCCCCUCGGAGCUUAUAAGCACUUUACAGUAUUUGGAAUUAGUGGACUUGUCUGGUAACGCUUUGAAAAACGUCGACGAACUUGACUUCGCUCGCCUUCCGAAACUAAGAACGAUUUUGUUGGCGCGAAACGAAAUUGAAACAAUAAGCGAAAUGGCUUUCCAUAACUCCUCACAAAUACAAUAUUUAGAUCUCUCCGACAACAAGAUCGACCGCCUCGGUGACAGGCUGUUCGAGGGACUUAUUAGAUUGGAACUGUUGGAUUUAGCUGGAAAUUCCCUUACUGAAUUACCGGAUAACAUUUUUGAUCGCUCAAGGUUACACAUGCUAGAAAAAAUUGUAUUGAGCAGAAAUCUGUUUGAGCAUGCCCCGUUGAAGGCUUUACAAAAGCAAUAUUUCUUUGUCUCAUCUGUCGAUUUAUCUUACAACGAGAUCAUCGAUAUUCCUGCAGAGGAUAGUGUUAUGGUUAACAUUAAGAAGCUGGAUUUAUCAUUCAAUCCACUGUCAGAGAAGACGAUCAGUAAUGUCCUUACUGAACCAAAAACAGUCCGGGAGCUGAACCUAGCUGGCACAGGAAUGAGAUCAGUGGGUCAACUCGAAACACCCUUUUUGUACAGUUUGAACUUGUCAUUCAAUAAUAUUACGGGCUUGUCAGAGAAAACUUUCACCAGAACGACACUGCUUGAAUCGUUAGAUUUGUCUCACAACCAGAUAGUAGAUGUAUCUGGAGCUCUUGCCAUUUCAUGGCCUAAACUCAAAAACCUCCAACGCCUUAACAUCUCAAAUAACCCAAUAGUAAUGAUUGCUGAUGGUAACUUCGAAGGUUUAUCGUCUUUGCGAAUUCUUGAUAUCAGGUACUUGGAUAAAUGCACAAGAAUAGAGAAAAAUGCUUUCAGAUCGUUACCUAAUCUGAUUGAGUUGAGAGCUUAUGGCUAUCCAAGACUAGGGUAUUUGGAUAUGCAAGGCAUGCUUCAGUACCUGUUGGCUCUUGAGAAGUUAGACGUAGAGGUAAAGGAUACCAAUAUUGGCGCUGACCAGUUGCAUUCAACUUUGCAUCCUCGCUUAGAAGAACUUGGGAUUAGAGGGUCUCGAUUGAAAACAGUGUCUUCUGGUGUUCUCGCAGGCUUGAAGUCCCCAGCUAUCACAGUCAGGUUCCGAAACACUUCAGUGUCUAGCCUUCCACCUGCAUUGCUCUUCCCAUUACCAAGAUCAUCUCAAAUCACAAUCGAUGUAGCUGGAAGUCAGUUGAGUACUUUACAACCGCAGUUGCUUGUAGCCUUGGAUGAUCGUCGCGCCGACUUGUCAAUGUUCGGAUUGGACACCAACCCGAUCAAAUGUGACUGUAAUGCACGAGCUCUUAGGAGAUGGCUUCCCAAUGUCGGUAUAGAUAACGUCCGAUGUGACUCUCCAGACCAUUUAUCAGGAUUCUUAUUAGUUGAGAUAGGAGACGACGAGUUAUCGUGCGAAACUAGGCGGAGGACCACACUUCCAUCUUCUUCGUCCAGUAUUGUAACGACCACUCCAUCACCUCGUCUCGUACACCGUACUUCAGCGGAGCCUGACAUAAUUUGGUCUGUUGCCCCUUCGCACGACCGGCCAAAGGCAAAUGGCGAGCCGAAAGGUGCUCCAGUGGUCGGUAUGGCAUCAACAACGAACGAUGAUAACUUGAUUAUAGGAAUAGUAGGUGGUGUGGUUGCAUUUAUAGCUAUACUGAUAAUUGCGAUAUGCGUUGUUCGGUUGCGGAUGACAACAACGUCGUACAGGGGAGGGCCGCUGGCUAGUAGUCCUGCGACAGCUGGGGCUCCGCUGUGGGCCGGGGCCUGGCCCGGGUACGCCGCGACCCUGCCCCCCGCGUCGUUAUCCACAGCCACUCUGCCACAUAAGGUACAGCCGGGGCCCGGUUCAGUCCGGUACUUAGCGCCCCCACCCGCCCCCUAUUUUAUUAGUAUGCCGCCGCACGACGAUAAAAUAUACCGGUAGGACGAUUCCGCAAAUUGUGGGCUCUAUAGUUUAGAUUUAUUGGGGUUAUGCCAUUCUGUAAAUAUUAACAUUCCAGGGAAUUAUCAUAUCAGUAAUUAAGCGAACUUUGUCUUGUGGAAGACACCAAAUAAUGUGGCUCAAGUUUCAUAUCGUUGUAGAUAUUCUUGGAUCUUUCUGUAACUACUUGCGAAGGUUGCUAAGGUGUAUUUAAUAUUGCUUGGACUAGAUUUACUUAGCUAGUCACCAGUGACUUAUCUUCGAGGUGAAUGUUUUACGAAAAAUCUUGGGACAUCCUUAAUUACGAUUUUAGAGUACUCUAAUGGAUAAGCUUAAAUGUUAUGUGUAAGCAGAUAAGUAGGUACUUAAGUAAUUUAAAAGAUGUAAAAUAUUUAUUUAACAUUUCGUAAUUUCAUGGGACUUCAAGUAAAGCUAUGAAAUUAUUUUUAACUUGUAACUGUAGUAGUAAACAUUACAAAGUAAUA